AUGAAGGAAAUCAAAAUGAAAUUCGGAAAAGAACUUUCGUCAGAGAUGGUGCCUGAGUGGCAACAAGCUUACGUAGACUACAAGUAUCUCAAAACCCUUGUCAAAGAAAUCAACCGCUUCAAACGCAAACCCAAUCCUCACGGCAAUGGGAUGACGACGACGGAGACGCUGUACGGCACAUCCAACGGUCAAAAGAGACACGGCGUUGGUGGCGGUUACGGUCAGAUAAGAAGUUCUUCAACCGUCGUUGAAAUCGAAGGAAUAACGACGGCACCGAUUCAAGUGAGUUCUACGGCGAGGGACGGGUACGAGACGACGUUCUUUAUGACGACGGAUAAAGGAGGAGAAUAUGAGCUGGUGUUUUUCCGGCGACUAGACGACGAAUUCAACAAAGCGGAUAAAUUCUGUAAAGAAAAAGUGGAGGAAGUGAUGAAAGAAGCUGCUAUGCUUAACAAACAGAUGGAUGCCCUUAUCGCGUUCCGCCUUAAGAUGAAGGAGGAGCGUCCGGCGGAGAUGACUUGCUUGGUUUCGACGGAGCCCACUGAAUACACACCAAUGAAUGUGAAAGUUCAUGCCAUAGAGGAAGGAGGGUCGAGUAGAGCUGGUCGAUCUGAUGAAGAUGACGUAGAAGAAGAAGAAUAUAACGAUACAAUCUACAAACCGGCCAAUGACAUGGGCAAGAUGAAAGAUGCGAUGCCGGCUCCAAUCGAGGUUCUAAGUUCCAUCAAGAUCAACUACGGGAACGAAACGCCUCGAUCCACCAUUAGGAGCGUUUUCAAAGACUCGAACGGGACAGAGCUCAAAUUCAACAGUAGUAAUCUGAGGAAAAUCGAGGAGAAGCUAAGCUCCGCCUUCGUGGAGUUUCAUCGGAAGCUUUGGUUUCUCAAAAGCUAUAGCUUUUUAAAUGUGUUGGCGCUUUCGAAGAUAUUGAGGAAGUAUGAUAAGAUAACUUCGAGGGAUGCUUCUAAGUCUUACAUGACAAUGGUUAAUAACUCUUGCCUUGGAAGCUCUGAUGAGGUUAUCAUGAGACUCAUGGAUCAUGUUGAAACUACAUUCAUAAAGCAUUUCACGAAUGGUAACAGAACAAAAGGAAUUGACAUCUUGCGACCAAAAGCUAAAAGAGAUAGACACCGAGUUACAUUUUCCACAGGUUUUUUGGGUGGAUGCAUGUUUUCCCUCGUAGUAGCUCUUGUGGCUAUUGUACGCAUCCGAAACGUCUUACAAGGUGAUGGCCAGAAAAAGCGGUACCGAGUAAAUUAUACCUUCAUAUUUGGAUUCAAACAAGGAACAGAACUUGGCUACAAACAAAUUCUAUUUGUGGCAUUCACCAUUUGCACGUUUGCGCUUCUUUGUAUCCUUGCCAAUCUUGACAUGGAGGCAGACCCCAAAACCAAAGAUUACAAAGCAUUAACCGAACUUCUCCCUCUUGCCCUCCUCAUUGCUAUGUUCAUAGUUCUAGUCCUACCAUUCAACAUCUUCUACCGGUCGAGUCGCUACUUCUUCCUCACUUGCCUAUUUCACAUCUUUGUUGCUCCUCUUUACAAGGUGACAUUUCCCGAUUUCUUCGUGGCGGAUCAACUAUGUAGUCAAGCACAAACUCUUCGAAGCAUAGAGUUUUACAUAUGCUAUUACGGUUGGGGAGACUACAAAGUAAGAGAAAGCACUUGUGGAAAGUCACAAGUCUUUAACGCUUUCCUAUUCAUUGUUGUUGCAUUCCCAUUCUUUUCUCGCUUCCUUCAGUGUAUGAGGCGAGUGUUUGAAGAAAGGAGCAUAGAACAGCGGUACAACAGUUUCAAGUACGCUUUGGUAGUAGUUGCUGUUUGCUUAGGGAUGGCUUAUGAAGUCGACCACGAGAAAGAUCGUCAAAAUAUGUGGAGAGUGUUAGGCGGUGUUGCCUCAGCUAUAGCUGUGGUUUUCUGUACGUAUUGGGACUUGGUCCAUGACUGGGGACUCCUUAACCGCAAAUCCAAGAAUCGUUGGCUACGUGAUGAACUCCUCCUACCAUACAAAGAAGUUUACUUCAUUGCGAUGAUCUUGAACGUGGUGCUGAGAUUUGCGUGGAUGGAAACGGUGCUAGAUUUUCAAUUCGGUUCAGUACACUCACAGAUCACCAUUGCUUUCGUUGCAAGUCUUGAGAUCAUUCGUCGUGGGAUAUGGAAUUUCUUCAGGUUGGAGAACGAACAUUUAAAUAAUGUCGGGAAGUACAGAGCUUGCAGGACGAUUUCAUUACCAUUCGAGUACGACGAGGACCAAUAAAUGUUUUCUUAAAGAUAACGUAAUUCGUAACGAUCUUUAUUCUGAACGUACGGAGUACGGUAAUCUAAUCGGCUUUAGCUGAUAUAGCACAUGUCACAUGUGUAUGUAUUAUAUAUUAGUAUAUCCGAAAAGGACACUAGUUAAUUUACGGUCAAAUCGAAUUGGUCAAUUAUUAUUAUUAUUUUUUUAUUGUUCAAUAAAGUUCAACUAUGCAUGGUACUCGUAUACAUAUUUAUAAUUUUAUAUGUUAAAUGAUAUAUCUAUUUAUGGUUUUCUCCAUGUAAAAG
Molecule: messenger RNA, 2543 nt
Organism: Thlaspi arvense
Lineage: Eukaryota; Viridiplantae; Streptophyta; Magnoliopsida; Brassicales; Brassicaceae
Source: the annotation of a GenBank genome assembly